GGAAGUACUUCAAAAUAUUAGGUGUGGAAGUGGGAAAAUUGCCGAGUGCUAUCUUUCAUACAGUAAAUCAGUAAACAAUCAUGUCUACUUUAGACGAUCUUACUGACCAAUUAGCCCAGACAAGGGUCAAUACCGAUUAUGAAUUAAGCUUUAAGGGAAAAGGAUUAAAGCUCAAUGCUCGAGAAGAUGGUAAAACAUAUCACAAAAGAUUGUUAGGCCUACUUACUACUGUUAAACUUUAAUGUUGAAGUUUGAUGAUAAUGAAUAUUCAAUGAUUAGGAUUUAGGAGGAUUAGGGGGGCUAAUUACUAACAAUUACGGUAAAUUUUAAGGACAAAUGCCACUUUUAUCGCAUUUCACGAAUGUAUCCUAAAUCAAUCCCUAUGCCUAACCUGAACCCUAAUCGAUCCCUAUGCCUAACCUGAACCCUAAAUCGAUACCUCAACUAACCUAAACCCUAAUUCACUGCAACUAUAAUAAUAAUAAACACACAAAAGACGCCAUGGCAUCCGUCCUUAAUUUUAGCCCUAAUUACGUCAAAGGCAGUGUCUAUACGUCCGGCGUGCCGGAUGUAUAUUUCCCACACUAUUUGUCCGGCGACCAAGUCACACGACGGCCGUAACAAAGUGGCAAGAGAUAUUUUGUCCAUCAGCCUUGUCACGUGACAGCGAAUGAUUCAAAACUAUUUUUAAUUUUAAAAUCUAUUUCUCUACCAAGUAAUGUACAUCUUGCAUGCAAAUAAUAGAAAAAAACUGAAGUGAAAGUGGCUUGUAAACAUUUUUGUUUAGUUUAUUUGAGUUUGUGUACCAGUAACCCAUAAUAUAAUUAGGGGCCAGUAUUCAGUAUGGAGUAGGCAACCAAUAAAAGUUAAAGAUUUUAAAUUGUAAAGUUAACAUUUUAAAUUGCUAAAAAUAUUUUAAAACUUCUAAUAAAACUACUGUUGCUGAUGAACAUGAUAAUAUAGAUAUAAUAUAAAAUAUUUUUAAUUAAAAUGGGGGGAAAAAGGGUUCCCAUGCGGGGAAUCGAUCCACAUAUAUAAUAGGCACUGGCCGGACGUCUAUCUCCCGCACUAUGUGUCCGGCGACCAAGUCACAUGACCGCCGUAACAAAGUGGCGAGAGAUAUCGUGUCGGUCAGCCUUGUCACGUGACUGCGAAUAAUUCAAAACUAUUGUUAAUUUUAAAAUCUAUUUCUCUACCAAGUAAUGUACUGAGUAUCUUGAAUGCAAAUAAUAGAAAAAGAAACUUAAGUGAAAGUGGCUUGUAAACAUUUUUGUUUAGUUUGUUAUUUUUUGUGUACCAGUAAUCCAUAAAAUAAAUUAGGGGCCAGUGUGGCAACCAAUAAAAGUUAAAGAUUUCAUUUUAAAUUAUUUCAAUUGCUACAAAAUAUUUAAAAACUUCUCAUGAAACUACUGUUGCUGAGGAACAUGAUAAUAUAAAUAUAUACAAAAUAUUUUAAUUAAAAUGGGAAGAAAAAAAACGACCCUAUCCCCGGUAUAGAUCCUCAAACAUUCCUAUCGUCAUGCAACCACUCUACCACAAGACCAGACAAGAUGUACUAAAUCGUACUUCGUUUGGAAUUAUAAAAACUACUAGCCGUCCGGCCAUGUCCGGCGGUCACGUGACAAGUCGCCGGACGUGUAUCUUGCGCACUACACGUCCGGCGCGCCGGACGUGUAGACACUUCGUAAUUACUAUUACUUGAAAGCCCACAUCUGGUGAUCUUGUUGUUCAAAAGAGUAUUUAUUUGAAUAGGUACUAGUUUAAGAAUAAUAAGAUUUAUAAAAACACUUAUUUCAUCUUUCUAUCUUUUAUAGAACUGGAAUUAUGAAUUUUUUGGUCUCAUUUUCAACGACCCUUAUAUAAGCUAUGGUCUAUAUUUAUUUGUAUGAGACCCUUAUAUAAGCUAUGGUCUAUAUUUAUUUGUAUGAGAUGAAGAAUUAAAAAUAUUCUGAAAUGAAAAGAAAAGGGGGAAAAAUAUUUUUUUUAAAUGUAUUCCAAAGGAAAAAGACAAUUCAUACAUUUGAAGACAUGAUACCCAAAAAAUAUUUAAUCAAUGGUGUUUUAAAUCUAACAUUGGUUACAUCUUGAGUGGUGCUCAAUUUCCUGUGGAAGGAAACAAACAUUGUGUGUUACAAUAGUUGUAGCAUCAAUACUGCCGGAAGGCAACAUAUUUUUCUUCUUUUUAACGGGCACUUCCACUGGCUGCAACAAAAGAUUUUGUAUUUUAUUCCAAUUAGUUUCAAUUCCUUUUUUAAAAAUAGAAAGCUUUUUUUACAAUCUUGACACAUAUACAGACCUGUUUAUUCUUACGAUUUAGGCAUGCCAUAUAUGAUUUUGAGAUGUAUACAUUAUAUAUACUGUAUUUUUAUUUUUUACUAUUAAGUUAAUGUAUUGAAUGAUUUUGUGACGAUUUUGUAAGAUUUUAAGAGUUUGACAUAGUUGCUAUCCUCUUGUUGGAAGGCCUCUAAGAGCAGAAACAGCAGCUUUCAUGCACUCUGUCUUGUUCGGUACACUAUUAUACAAAUAGAUAGCAUAGCCAUUUCUUUUCACACUUGCUGUUGCAUCCUGGGCAAAGCUUGCCAGAUACAGGUUAUAAUCCUCAAUAGUCUCUGACAUUUCUUGAAAUUACAAAGUGGGACAAAAAGAAAAAUUAAAACAAAAUAAAAUUAACAUUUGCAGACCAUUUUCAUUUAUUAACUACUCUUAUAACUAUAACUCUAUGUAAUUAUAUAGCAUAGUAUAAUUAUAAUGAAAACAACAAUAAUAUUUUAUAUUAUAUUUCAAUUAGAAUAUACUUAUAAUAUAAAUGAUUGUUCAUUUUGUUAAUAAAUUUACAAAUUCAAUAACAAUCCUAAUAAUAUAAUAAACAAUAAAUGAAUAAUAAUAAUAUUGAAUGUAGAAUAACUGACAAACCUACAGACAAACAUAAUUAGUAUUAUUAACUAAAACUAGUACUAUUACUUGCAUAAUUACUAUUACUUAGUAGCAUUACUAAGACUUACACUAAGUAUUUAGUAGUAUUAGUAUAAGGCAUUAGUGGCCUAAAGCAGUGGUUCCCAAACGUUCAAGUUUGGCGGACUGGUGAACAAGUUUCGAAAUUUUAGCACGGACCGGUGCAAGAUUUAUUUUUAUACUUGUAUUUCUAUUUGACAAUAAAUAUUUAUGUUAUGGGGAUCGGCAGCGUUCGGCAUGUGGACCAGUGAAGGUCCACGGACCGUCAUUUGGGGACCACUGGUCUAAAGGACUAAUUUUAUUUAAUGAAUUUUAAUUAAAAAAAUGACAGUAAAUUUAAUAUUUAUGAAUUUUUAGAUAUACAUUUGAAUAAUUUAUUUUAAAAUCUGUUUUGAUACACUUAAUGUUAGGUAAUUGUGUUUAUGUUAAAAACAAAGGUCCCUUGUUUUACUUUAGAUUAGUACGGCCACGAGGCUAUAUCUGGGGUAUGAUUUCAUUUCUUAAUUAAGUACUUUAAUUUAAUCUCACUCCACACUCACUCUAACAUUCAAUGACACUCUCACUAGUUCUCACUUUUAUCAAUACUAUAACUAUACUAAGAAACACAGGUGGUUCAGCCCACAAAUAAAUAUUUAAUUAUAAAACAGAAUCAACGACACACAUACACAGUCUUAAAAAAUGUUACAAUUGAAUGAAAUAAUUUUUUGUUGAAAACUUUCGUCUUAAAAUCUACAACUCUACCUAACCUGAAUCCUAAGUCAGUAUCCAUAACUCAAGCGUAAAUUCCCUCUCUAAAUUUAGUCUGGAUUAGCUUGCUCUAUGUAUAAUUGUUACCUAUAUGCGCUAUAAAAAAAACGUGCAUUCCAACUGUUCAGCCGAGAAGCGUAACUAACCUUUAACGAAUAAGAGAAACACCAACAUUCUUUCAUCAACCUAAUUAGUUUAAGCCCUGUGUUCAUUACAUAUUAUAUUUGCAGCUGCCGAUAUCGUUGAUGCCAUAAACAAAUGUGACAAUUUAACUGCACUUCGUUUAGAAGGCAACACCCUUGGAGUUGAUGCUGCUGAAGAAAUAGCAAAAGCACUGGGUCAGCACCCAGAAUUCAAGGUAUUUUAGGAUUUCUAUUUAAAAAAAUUAAAAGUAAGUAUAAUGGAAUGCUUCUUUGAUGGUUGGAAAUUUAUUAAAAAUCUUGUUUAUUCUGCUUAUUUGAAACUUUUGUCUAUCUGUUCAAUCACAAUCACUUAUUACUAACAUCUAAUUGCCUAACAUGUAAGUUGUCAUCUUCACAAGUUAUUAUUCCAUGUCAUCUACUACUGUCAAUAAAUAAAAGCCUGUGAACUAAACUGAAUGCUGUGGUUUGGAAGACUCUUACAUUAUGGCAUGAUAUUGAAAUCUCAAGAGUUUUGAUUGCAGAAUUUGUUUGACUUUCUUGUCUGCUGGAUCUUAUCACCAACCCAUCAAAGGCUUUGAGAAUGAACGGAGAAUUACCCUGUUUAUAAAUAGUUAUGUAGCUCUCAGUCUCGAAUUAAACGGUUUCCAGAUUUGAAACUGCUUCAAGAUUUGUAAAAGUUUCAAUACUUUUAAAAUGAUAGGCAUUAAUUGACACUAAUCUUAUUAAAAUUAUCUUUGUCAUUGGAUUAUGGAGACUGAAAACUUCAAAUAUUGUAACAGUUGCAUUUGGUUUGAGUGUUUCAUUAAAUGUAAGGAAUCUAAAUAGCAACUGAAUUUUUUUUUAAAUUGUGCCCAUUUAUGUAACAAGUUUCUAAUUGAAAUGUUGACCCUGUAUUUUUUCAGCGGGCUUUGUGGAGUGACAUGUUCACAGGGAGGUUAAAAACAGAAAUACCUCUUGCUUUGGUCAGUAGUUUUAUCCUUCACAUUAAUAACAUACAUUUUCCAUCUAUUUAAUUCAUGUAAAAAAACUCUGUUAAAAAGGAGUGAGUUUCAGCUCUAUAAAAUUUGCUAAAUUAAAAUUUGAACUAAUAAAGAUUAAUAGGAUCAAACUUCCCUGCAUUAAAUAGCUGCUGAAAGGAAUGUCAAAAUCAACAGGAGGCUGAAGAAUAAAAAAUGUGUAUUACAUUGUUAUUAUUAUAACCAUUACUAAUUGAAUACUUUUUUUCCUUAGAAACACUUGGGUGCAUCCAUUAUUGCAGCUGGGUGCCAUUUGGUUGAAAUUGAUUUAAGUGACAAUGCCUUUGGUCCUAACGGUGUUGUUGGACUGGUGGAUUUGUUAAAAAGUGCAAGCUGCUACAGUUUGAAAGAACUGAAAUUAAAUAACAACGGCCUAGGGAUAGGAGGAGGAAAGGUCAAGGCAUUUUUUAAUUUGAUUCCUUUUAAACAUUAUUUUUAUUUAGUGUAUAAGUAGAAUAUAAUAUGUCUUAAUAGGCAAUUAAUUUUUCUUACAAAUCCUUUACCUAUUAAUCAUUCUACCCUGGGAUAAUACUAUAGAUCCACUAUAGAUGUGUGGGACAGUUAUUCUAUGGCUUCCUUUAGAGUCGGCAAUAAAUCUGCUUUUCAUUGGUUGAUUCAUAUUUCUAAAUUUCAGAUGUUGGCCGAAUGUCUUACAGAGUGUCAUAAAAGCAGCCUUAAAGCUGGUAGACCACUUGCCCUUCGUGUGUUUAUUUCUGGCAGAAAUAGAUUAGAGAAUGAGGGAGCCACAGCACUAGCAGGUGCUUUUAAGGUACAUUAAAUGUAGUGAAAGAAUAUAGGGGGGGGGGGGGGCGGGGCUUACUUAAAUGUGGAGAUAAUUUAGUUACAAUUUAAAUGUAAGCUUUUCUGAAUCUCAUUGAUUUACAAUGUCAUUGCAGGCUAUUGGAACUCUAGAAUUUUUAGCUAUGCCACAGAAUGGAAUAAAUCACCAGGGCAUAUCAGCGUUGGCAGAAGCUAUUGCGGCCAAUCCCAAGUUAAAACAUUUAAAUCUCAAUGACAACACAUUCACUGCCAAAGGUGCCGAGGCGAUAGCCAAGGUCAGUUCUGUAAUUAUUCAAAGUUUUAUAAUUGUUGAUACUGGCAAGGUGAGAUGUCACCACAAGGACCAAUAUUCAUAUUUUUUAACUAUACAUGUUAUUAAAAAAUGUCUUUUAAAUGUUGCAGAUAUAUUCUAAAUGUACACUUGUUUGUAGAGCUUCUAUUACUUAAAAUUGUUAUGGAAUAAUAUAUUUUAUUUUUCUUGUCAACGAUUUAUUUCAAUAUUUAGGCCUUGCCAAGGUUAGAAGACUUAGAGGUCAUAAACUUUGGUGAUUGUUUAAUCAGGACAGAGGGAGCCAAGGCUGUGGCUAAUGUAUUAAGAAACAGUCAUACAAAUUUGAAGGUACUCUUCAUUGCAUUACUUUAGAAAAAUUAUUUCUUUGCAUCCAUGGUGAAGUAUGACAAAUACACCAUCACCACACCCCCACCCCAUAAAUAUAUUAUCACACCAGAAUAAAUCUCCACAUUAAAUAAUGACAUAUAUAGUUGUAUGUAUGUAUUUUUUUUUAUACAGGAGUUAAUACUAAGUGGCAAUGAAAUCAGCAAAUCAGGAGCUAUUGAAAUUGUGGAGAGUUUGGAAGAAAAGAAAUCGCUUCAGAAAUUAGACUUAGAUGGUAAGAAAGUUAAUGCAUGUUAAAUUUAAGACGAAAAAAUCCUAACAAUUUAAAAAAUUUAGAAUUCAAAUAUUUAUGUGCUUAUUUUCUCUUAGAUAUGAUGAGAAUCCUUUGACUUAGACUCAUAUGCACUUGACCAUUUAACUUAUAUUUCCUGCGCACUCAAGGAUUUUUAAAACAGAUUUACUGUCACAUAAAAAGCAACAGAUUUGAACACAAAUGUACUUUUCAAUACAUCAGGUUAAGUUGAAUAACUUUUAAAUGAUUUAAUUCAAGUUUAUGGGUUUCAAAAACUACAGCAGGUCUUUUUGAGCUUUUCACGAUUACAGUUUUAAGAAAUUUUAUAGUUUAUAUAUAUAUUUAUUUAUGUUUAUUGUUUUGUUCUUUGUGGUUAGAUUGAGAAAUUUCUGUAUAAAUUUUUUUGACAGCCAAUAACUUUGGUGAAGAAGGUUGUGAAGACAUCAAAUCUUUGAUAGAGUCUAUUGGCCUUCAAGAAGCCUUGGGUUCAUUAAGGUAAGGGCUUGAUAGUCUAUUGACCUUCAAGAAGCCCUGGGUUCAUUAAGGUAAUGACUUGUUAGAGUCUAUUGGCCUUCAAGAAGCCUUGGGUUCAUUAAGGUAAGGACUUGUUAGAGUUUAUUGGCCUUCAAGAAGCCUUAGGUUCAUUAAGGUAAUGACUUGUUAGAGUCUAUUUGCCUUCAAGAAGCCUUGGGUUCAUUAAGGUAAGGACUUGUUAGAGUCUAUUUGCCUUCAAGAAGCCUUGGGUUCAUUAAGGUAAGGACUUGUUAGAGUCUAUUGGCCUUCAAGAAGCCUUGGGUUCAUUAAGGUAAGGACUUGUUAGAGUCUAUUUGCCUUCAAGAAGCCUUGGGUUCAUUAAGGUAAGGACUUGUUAGAGUUUAUUGGCCUUCAAGAAGCCUUGGGUUCAUUAAGGUAAGGACUUGUUAGAGUUUAUUGGCCUUCAAGAAGCCUUGGGUUCAUUAAGGUAAGGACUUGUUAGAGUCUAUUUGCCUAUGCCUUGGGUUCAUUAAGGUAAGGACUUGUUAGAGUUUAUUGGCCUUCAAGAAGCCUUGGGUUCAUUAAGGUAAGGACUUGUUUUCUUUCAUCUCAACAGUUGGCUAAUCCAAACAACUUGUGAUGUUUCUUUUUAAAAUAAUGAACCAUUACAGACAGACCUGUGAGAUGGUUGAACUAUUACAGACAGACCUGUGAGAUAGUUGAACUAUUACAGACAGACCUGUGAGAUAGUUGAACUAUUACAGACAGACCUGUGAGAUAGUUGAACUAUUACAGACAGACCUGUGAGAUGGUUGAACUAUUACAGACAGACCUGUGAGAUAGUUGAACUGUUACAGACAGACCUGUGAGAUAGUUGAACUAUUACAGACAGACCUGUGAGAUGGUUGAACUAUUACAGACAGACCUGUGAGAUAGUUGAACUAUUACAGACAGACCUGUGAGCUAGUUGAACUAUUACAGACAGACCUGUGAGAUAGUUGAACUAUUACAGACAGACCUGUGAGAUGGUUGAACUAUUACAGACAGACCUGUGAGAUAGUUGAACUAUUACAGACAGACCUGUGAGCUAGUUGAACUAUUACAGACAGACCUGUGAGCUAGUUGAACUAUUGCAGACAGAACUGUGACGGGUAUAUCAUCCAGCUUAUUUCAACUUCACAGACGUGUAUUGCUUGGUCAUUAUUACAAACAUCACAAGUAAAAAAAAUUGUACACUAUAAAAAAAUAUUUCAAAACAAACUUUACUCUUUAGCUUUUCACCUGAUGCUAAUAACUAAUUAUCUAAAAUGAGAGAAUGGUCAUCAUUGAAAUGACUUGUUAUAUGUUUAGAAGUCUUUUUUUUGUGCUUCCUUUGAAUACCUUUUGCACAACAAGGUUGUCCAAUUUUAAGGCAUGCUGGUUUGUCAGCCUACUGGUUUGUAAAUCGAAAAUAAUUCAUUGUUAAAACUUGUCGUAGAUUGACAAUAGGGUACAAUAAGAUACUUGAAAGAACUUAGUGCUGAAAAUUUUCAUGGAAGAAUCUUUUUUGUAUGCAUAUCUUUUUAACAAAAAAUGAAAAUUAACAAAGAAAAGCCAAAAGAUAUUAGAGAGUUUAGGUAAUCCAUGCUGUCCAUAAUUUAACUGAAUUUAUGAAAGCUUUAAAGAAAAUACUUUGAACGAUUUUUUUUCAUUACCUUAAUUAAGCUUGCUAGGUUUUACACAUGGUGUUUAGAGGCCCAUGCUCUUACUAAAUUGUUCAUAAAGCCUUUUUUAAUUUGUCUCUCCUAGUGGCGAUGAAGGAUCAGAGGAUGAGGAAGGUGAAGAUGACGAAGAAGAAGAUGAAGAGGUAUAUUCUUUUACACCUUUCGAUUUUUAGUUCAAGAGAAAAAUAUUCACCAGAUAAUAAUAGUUUGGAAUAAAUCUGUCAAUAAUGGUGUCACAGCAUGAAUUUUCGAGUGCUAGGCCCUGCUAGAUAUUAGCUUACUUCAACUAAUAAUAUUUAGAAAUGGAAUUUUUUAAAAUUGAUGACAAAAUGCAAAAUAAAUGAGCUCACAAUUAUAAUGAACUGACAAAUAGAUAAAUGUAUGUAAAAUACAAACAACAGAAUUGAACCCUUAUCUAGAAAUAGUAAUAGUUUGGAAUAAAUCUGUCAAUAAUGGUGUCACAGCAUGAAUUUUCGAGUGCUAGGCCCUGCUAAGCAGACCUGCUUACACUAACCCUGCUACAUUGAUUUGUGAGGAACCAGUUUUGGAUUCCAAGUCCUGAUCCAUAAUUCAGCUUGAAAACACUGUCAAAAUAUAUUGCCAAUCCAACAGUGAAACACUGGAUAAGAUCAGUUUUAUUAAUGGGCACAAUGACAUUAGCUUUGUAACUGGCCCACCACCAUUCAUUAGUAGCAAGCCAAUUUACAUUUACUUAUGUCAGAAGCCAAGUGGUAGCCUCAUCAGGUAUUACCGAUGAUAACAUUCUAGCUAUGCUUCCAAUUCUAUGUUGGAGUGAUGUCAUUAGGGGGCACAAAUUGACAAAUUAGAGACUCUGUUAGAAAUUCAUAUGCUAAUUAUUCCAUUUUUUUAUUUAAUGAUUGUAUGUCCCUUUAAAACGUAACUAAAAAAUACAAAAUGUCUUGUUACUAGCCUGGUACCCUCAGUCCAUUAAGGGUAACAAUUUAAUCCAUGUUACUAGCCUGGUACCCUCAGUCCAUUAAGGGUAACAAUUUAAUCCAUAUAUUAUCUGCAGUCCAGCUACUUUAUGAAGCUCAUGAUGCAUCUCUCUCACUGACACUCGAAUUAGACUUUCUCAUUGAAUGCAUUAAUUUAAGCUGUGUAACAAGCUAUUAUCAAAACAGGGUGAGGAGUGGAAGUUUCUCCAAGUUAUUUUUGUAAAGAAAGGUUUUGUGAAUGUCUACAUUUAUUUAUUUACAGCAUCUGCUGGUGUUCGUUGUUCAAUACAUUUGAAAUUCUUGAGCAAUAAAUGCAUUGGGCAGGGUUCAUUCCUCUGGGCUUAGUUUUAUUCACUGAGCAGAGUUCAGUCCACUUAUCAAAGUUUCAUGACUUUCUGACACCCAUUGAUUAAAAGUUGCUACUAAUUUUAAUGUAUUUUAUUUGUUAAGGAACCUGAAGAUGAUGACGAGGGACAAUUAAACAAUGAUGUGAAUCUUCAAGUGAAAGGAGUGGCCCUUACACCAAAGAAGCCAGUAAGUAGAGAAAUAUCUAGUAUUAUACCAAAGCCAGUAAGUAGAGAAAUAUCUAGUAUUAUACCAAAGCCAGUAAGUAGAGAAAUGUCUAGUAUUAUACCAAAGCCAGUAAGUAGAGAAAUGUCUAGUAUUAUACCAAAGCCAGUAAGUAGAGAAAUAUCUAGUAUUAUACCAAAGCCAGUAAGUAGAGAAAUAUCUAGUAUUAUACCAAAGCCAGUAAGUAGAGAAAUAUCUAGUAUUAUACCAAAGCCAGUAAGUAGAGAAAUAUCUAGUAUUAUACCAAAGCCAGUAAGUAGAGAAAUAUCUAGUAUUAUACCAAAGCCAGUAAGUAGAGAAAUGUCUAGUAUUAUACCAAAGCCAGUAAGUAGAGAAAUAUCUAGUAUUAUACCAAAGCCAGUAAGUAGAGAAAUGUCUAGUAUUAUACCAAAGCCAGUAAGCAGAGAAAUAUCUAGUAUUAUACCAAAGCCAGUAAGUAGAGAAAUGUCUAGUAUUAUACCAAAGCCGGUAAGUGGAGAAAUAUCUUAGUAUUAAACCAAAGCCAGUAAUUAGAGAAAUAUCUAGUAUUAAACCAAAGCCAGUAAGUAGAGAAAUAUCUAGUAUUACUCGUAAAAGUUAUUAAUUUUUAAUGCUUAAAGUUUGAGCCAUGGUUUCUUACCUGCGUGAUCUAUCCUAGUUGUUUGUUAUAUCCUAGGUGUUUGUUCUAUCCUAGUUGUUUAUUUUCCCCAUGUCAAAGUGGUUUCAGGGUUUAAGAAUAUACUGAUACAAGUUCACUUGAAAUGUUAUGGUUUAAAUGCAUGAAAUAAAUGGUUGUUUUUUUAAAAAUUAAAUGUUAACCAAUUAAGUAAAAAAUCCACUAAGCUUGUCCAUUUUACUUCAACAAUUUCUAAUGCAAGAUGAAAAUUUGUCAGAGAACAUAAGCUUAAAAAAAAAGAAUUUCUUAAGCAAUAAAUCCUUAAGAAUGGUUGAACACUCAAUCUUUUUCUCUUUGUCAUUUCCAGGAGCCUGCUCCUGAUGAUUUGACAGCUGAGAUGGGCAAGCUUAGUCUCUCAUGAUAUGUGACGCAUGCAACAUAUUAGACCAUUUAUUUAGUUUGUUUAUAAAAAUAUCCCUGUCAGCUUGAUACAUUCGACACCAAUUGUCUCACAUUACUAGUUUUUUCAAGUUUUUGAAAUAUAGAUAUAGAUUUAUAUAGCUUAUUACAUUAAAAUUAAUAAAAUGAAAGGGAAUUCUUACUCCCCUUGUUUAAGUGUUUUAAAGAACCCUAAACAAAAAAAAAUCAUUGAAUAUAAUGCUUUUUGAUAUUGUGUACCUUGAUAUUGCUACAACGUUCUCUUGGAAUCAAUUUAAUCCGGUUUAUUACUGAUAAGAUAGAAUCUCUUUAAAGCUAGUCAUUAUCAUUACCCCUUUUAAAUAACUCAUGGUCUUUUUUCGUUCUUUGAGAAUAUAAAUAAAUGGAUUUAUUUAACUACAUUUCAGUAAUUUUUGUUUCUUUGUACUCAAUUUAACAAAAAUGAUCUUUCAAAUUUGUAAUGGCCAAAAAUUUCACUGUUAGUUUUUAUGACAUCUUCACCUUUUAAUCCCAUUAAAUUCAUAUUUUUAAUCCCAUUAAAUUCAUAUUUUUAAUCCCAUUAAAUUCAUAGUAUAAUUUUUUAAGAACCUAAUUUUUACAAAUAAAGUUGAUUGCGACAGUUUUUAAAAAUCUUAUAUUGUCCUAACAUUUUAACUUUAAAAUAGAAAUCAAUCUCUUGAUUAUGGUGUGAGUUGUUGAUAUAAUUUAGGCAAUGACCAACUUGAGUGCUUACUUAGAUCAUUUAGGCAAUGACCAACUUGAGUGCUUACUUAGAUCAUUUAGGCAAUGACCAACUUGAGUGCUUACUUAGAUCAUUUAGGCAAUGACCAACUUGAGUGCUUACUUAGAUCAUUUAGGCAAUGACCAACUUGAGUGCUUACAAAGGGGUUUUUUUGUCUGUAAAAUGUAAUACUUUUUAUUGGUCUCAAUAUUUCUAAAGUUAUUUGUUUUUAAAAUUAUUCUUAUGCAAAAAACCUUGCUUUUGUUUAGCAUGAUGCAAAGCCUGUAAUGACCACUAAAUGUCUCAGUUCAUUUCAGUUGUUUUCUCUGUAAUUCCCUGGUCAAAUGUUGUACACAUAUUUUAUACGGGCAAAUUUUUUUUUUACAUAAAUCAUUUGAAAUUAUUCCCCAAUGCAAUUUUAUACAGUUUCUCCAUCCAAAUUUUCUAUAUUCUUUUAACAUUGAUUAGCAAUCAAUUAUUAUGCAUACAUUAUAUCAAUUCUGGCUACCUAUUUCUGUUUGUCUUUUUAUGAGCUAUACAUUUGUUGACAUGUUACUUUGGAUCACCUUUGAGUGUGUCUUGGCAAUAAAUAGGUGAACACAAUGAGCUCAUAGUUUUCUGGGUUUUUCUUUUGUUUUUUUAAUCAAAUAGUUUUUGAGCUGGCAUCAUGCAAGAAGUUUUCAAAAAACAAUUUAGAAAUCAAACAAGUAAACUCCUUGUUAACUGUUUUUAAAUAUAACCCAAAGCUGUGAACCCAAUGAUGGGACAUUUCUUCAUAAAAAUGGUCCAAAUAAAAAAAAAAAUUAUUUUUUUGUGUCCAACUUUUUAAAAUGGAUAUUGAAUUACAUUCCUAUGGCGUUAAGCAAAAGGUGAAUGUAAUAUUAGUAAUAAACAUGUAUGCUUCUCUGGCCACCUCCAGUCUGGUGUAAUAAAUGUAGAUGCUUCUCUGGCCACCUCCAGUCUGGUGUAAUAAAUGUAGAUGCUUCUCUGGCCACCUCUAGUCUGGUGUAAUAAAUGUAGAUGCUUAUCUGGCCAUCUCAAGUGUGGGUGAUUAUUAUUAGCCCAUUUAACACAGAAAAUAACAGUUACUGAGAAAAUCAAAAUUUUGGAAGGGCUGCACUCAAGAAUUAAAAUAUGAAAAUGUUUUCUUUGCAUACAAUAUUAAAAUUGUUAAAUUUCAAUGAAGUUUUCAUUCAUUUAAUAGAAUGGCCACAUACAACAUCUGAUAGAUAAUCCUAUUGGCAUGAGCAUUAGACAAGAAAACAAGUUAAACAUUUGAUACAUUCUUUAUUUUCUUCCUAAAUGCCACAUUUGGAAAAUUGAGCUUCAAGUUGUCCGCAAAAAUUUUCACUUUCCAAAGUUUAAUUUUGCCUUUGUAUGAUAGCAGUGCAAACAAGUUACACCAACUUCUGGGUUGUAACCCAAAAUAUUGCUCAGCAUAGCUCUAACUGGGUCAGAACUGAGAUAUUGCUCAGCACAGCUCUAACUGGGUCAGAACUGAUAUAUUGCUCAGCAUAGCUCUAACUGGGUCAGAACUGAGAUAUUGCUCAGCACAGUUCUAACUGGGUCAGACCUGAGAUAUUGCUCAGCACGGUUCUACUUGGUCAGAGCUGAGAUAUUGCUCAACAUAGCUCUAACUGGGUCAGAACUGAGAUAUUGCUCAGCACAGUUCUAACUGGGUCAGAACUUAGAUAUUGCUCAGCACAGUUCUAGCAACUAGUAGAUUAAAAGUGGAGUUACCAAGUGUAGUAAAUAGUACAUUAAAAGUGGAGUUACCAAGCUUAGCAACUAGUACAUUAAAAGUGGAGUUACCAAGCUUAGCAACUAGUACAUUAAAAGUGGAGUUACCAAGCUUAGCAACUUGUCAAGUGAAUUAUGUUUUGGGAGCUUAUGAACUUUUUGCACUGAACUUCUCUUUUUUCCUGUUUUUAAAAUGUUAGGUAUGCUGCUGUAUUAUCCCUUUGUAUGCACGGACCUUUUUCAACUGUGUGCACAGACCUUUUUCAACUGUGUGCACAGACCUUUUUCAACUGUGUGCACCAUUAUGUCGUGUGCACAGACCUUUUUCAACUGUGCACCUCUAUGGCAUUGUGUGCACAGUCCUUUUUCAACUGUGUGCACCUUUAUAUCCUUGUGUGCACCUUUAUAUCCUUGUGUGCACCUUUAUAUCCUUGUGUGCACCUUUAUGUCCUUGUGUGCACCUUUAUGUCCUUGUGUGCACCUUUAUGUCCUUGUGUGCACCUUUAUGUCCUUGUGUGCACCUUUAUGUCCUUGUGUGCACCUUUAUGUCCUUGUGUGCACCUUAAUGUCCUUGUGUGCACAUUUUCUCCCUUGUGUGCACCUUUAAGCCCUUGUGUGCACCUUUAUACCCUUGUAUGCACCUUUAUGCCCUUGUGUGCACCUUUAUACCCUUGUGUGCACCUUUAUGCCAUUGUGUGCACAUUUAUGCCCUUUUGUCCACCUUUAUGCCCUUGUGUGCAUGCCCAAAGCUUACAGGAAACAUUACCCACGUCCAAGAACUACAAAUGGGAUGCAGAAUAUUUUAGGUUAACCUUACAAAGAGAAGUAUCUAAUUCAACUCUAUUUUCUCAAUCUAAGCAAUAAAUGACAGAAGAUCCUCAGUAUAGAAUACUCAAGUUAACUGUUAACCCCAAUAGUUCCUUUUGGUAGUGGGGAAUCCAUUCUUAGUGGAUUUUAAAUGUAUAAACUGUUAAAAAAAAACUUUAGGAUAACAUUCAUGCUAUUUUCAUGUUACUGAAAAAUGUGGACAUAACAGCUUCAUCCCUGGGACCAGCUGUUUAUGAAAGCUACCAGACAUGUGGACAUAAACAGCUUCAUCCCUGUGACCGGCUAUUUAUUGCUGCUACCAACAUGUCGACAGCUUUGUUUCUUAUCUAACAAAUUUUAUAAGAUGUUAAUAAUGGUGUCAGUAAAUGCAGUCAUUGGGUUUAAACCAGUGAGUGAAAGAUUAUGCUCCAUAAGGAUUAGAGGAAAAGUGUUUAACAUCACGUUAAUCUGCGCUCAUGCUCCAACGGAUGAUACAGAUGAAAGCAUGAAGGAAACUUUCUACGAAACACUGGAAGGAGUAUUUGAUGAGAGGCUCCACAACAUGAUAUCAAAAUAGUCCUUGGCGAUUUCAAUGCAAAAAUUGGGAAAUAACUAGUCUACAGACCAACAAUCGGAAAGGAAAGUAUGCAUGAUGAGAGCAAUGACAACGGGACACGUCUUAUAGACUUCGCCUCUGGAAAAGGAAUGAUAAUCAGUAUCAGAGUAUUCCAACAUAAACAAAUACAUAAAGCGACAUGGAUAUCUCCAGAUGGAUUUACCCGUAAUCAAAUAGACCACGUACUCAUCGACCAGAGGCAUGGCUCGGACAUAUCAGAUGUGAAAAGUUGUAGAGGGGCGGACAUAGACUCAGACCACAUGCUUGUUAGAAUCAAAUAUAAGCAAAGAAUCUGUAACAUCCACAAUAAACAAAAUAAAAGAGAAAAACAGUACAAUAGUCAGAUACUGAGUAGGGACCCAAAAAUUACUGAGGAAUAUCAACAGAAGAUUGAAACUCAACUAGAAUUAUCCAAAAGAGAAUCAGCCAGCAACGUUGAUAUAAACCAGCAAUGGAAAAAGAUGAGGCAAAUAGUCACAAGUGUAACAGAGGAAACGAUUGGAUUUAAACCAGCAGUGAAAAGAACAGGAUGGUGUGACGCAGAAUGCAAAGAACUUAUAGAACAAAGAAACAAAGCUCGACUAAUGAUGCUGCAAAGGGAAACAAGAAGAACACGACAAUUAUAUAAUGAAGCAAGAAGGGUGGCCAGCAAAAUUUGCAGAAAGAAAAAACGUGUUUGGGAAAAAUAAAAAAUAGUAGAGAUAGAAGAGUUGGCAAAAGAAAGAGAUGUGAGGGGAAUGUACCUGAAGAUAAAGCAGGAAAAGAAUGGCUUUCAAGCAAGAUCCCACAUGUGUGAAAGCACGGAUGGAGAAUUGAUCACAGAGAGCAGUAGAGUACUAGAGAGAUGGGCACAACACUUUGAAGACCUACUGAAUGGCUUAGGUGGAGGAACCAAUGAGGAUUACGCCCCGCCACAUGGAGGACCGGACCCACUGGUCAACCAACCAGCAUUAAAUGAAAUAAAAGAUGUAAUCUCCACCAUGAAAAAUAAAAAAGCCCCAGGAAUAGACCUUACCCCUACAGAACUGAUAAAGCUAUGUGGUAGCGAACUGCAUAGGCAAAUACACGAACUUAUAACCAGAAUCUGGCAGGAGGAAGAAAUGCCAACUGAAUGGGACACAGCACUCAUAAUCCCAAUCCACAAAAAGGGAUCUAAGCUGAUAUGCUCAAACUAUAGAGGUAUCUCCCUUCUUAAUGUACAAAAUCCUCACAAAACUUAUAGCGAGAAAAUUGGAAAAGUUCAGUGAACAGAUCCUAGGGGACUAUCAAUGUGGAUUCCGGCAGAAUAGGUCAACCACGGAUCAUAUUUUUACUAUAAGAUAUCUCCUGGAGAAAUGCUACGAAUAUAACAUCGACAUACACCAACUAUAUGUGGAUUACAAAACAGCAUACGAUAGUGUAAACAGGAAUUACUUAUACAAUGCUCUACAAGAACUUGGAGUCCCUAACAAGCUUACUCGGCUCAUACACAUGACAAUGGCCAACUCCAAAAGCAGAAUCAAGAUUCAGGGAGAAUAUUCUAGGGAGUUCAUAGUUAAUCGGGGCCUCAGACAAGGAGACUCACUAUCAUGUAUCCUGUUUAACAUCACGCUAGAAAAAGUUAUUAGAAGCAUUCACAUUAGCACCAGUGGAACCAUAACAAACUAUUUCCAGAGAGAUACUACAGAGCAACGACCAUCAGGAACCUUAUAUAGCCAACCAUUGCAUUACCUGGCAUAUGCAGAUGAUAUAGCACUACUGGGUAAAAACCGUAAUGACAUAAUUAAAGCAUUCAGGGAACUUGAAAAUGCCUCAUUCAAAGCUGGCCUUGAUAUAAAUGAACCGAAGACAAAGUAUAUGAUAAUGUCAAGAAACUCCCAUGCUGAUGAUAGCAUCAAUAUAAACAACCACAAAUUUGAGAGAGUGGACACAUUCAAAUAUCUAGGGGCAACUAUAAAUGAGCACAAUGAGAUAAUGACAGAGGUGAAAGAAAGGAUAACAGCAGGCAACCGUUCCUAUUUCAGUCUACAAAAGCUACUGAGAAACAAAAACUUAUCAAGGGGAACAAAGAAGACAAUAUACACCACCAUCAUAAGACCUGUAGUAACGUACGCUAGUGAGACCUGGACCCUCACCAGAAAAGCAGAGAACCUGCUCAACACAUGGGAGAGGAAAAUCCUGCGCAAAAUAUAUGGACCAGGACCAGUGUUAGAAAAUGAUACCUGGAGAAUACGUACAAACCAAGAACUUUACGAUUUGUACAAAGAACUACCCAUAGUCACAAUGAUAAAAAAAGGCAGAAUAAGCUGGGCAGGUCAUGUUGAAAGGAUGCCGGAAUGCAGAGCAGCCAAAAUAAUAUACAGGCAGAAGCCUAGGGGCAGACGACUCAUCGGUCGCCCAAGGAUGAGGUGGAUUGAUGAUGUGGAGACAGAUUUACACCAGUUGGGGGUUCGAGCAUGGAGACGAAAAGCCAUGGAUCGCUCCGAAUGGAAGGAUGUGGUGGAGCAGGCCAGGGCCCUACAUGGGCUGUAGUGCCAUUGAUGAUGAUGAAUUAUUGUGUCAUAUUUGUUUUAAUCACUUUAUAAACAUAAAUCUGGGCCGUCUGCUGACCCUACUACAUGGCAUAAUAUGUAUGGAUGACUCAAACAUUUUUCUACCUUUUUUGUAUUUGUUGUCAUUGUUUGUACGUACCUGCUUUGUAAUCGAUCUUUUUCUUUUCUUUUCAGGCAAUCACGGCCAAAGAAUUUCUGGCCUUCCCAUCACCAACAAAAUUACUUCAGCUUGGUCACAAUGGAGUAGAUGAAUUAAUACAAGAGUUGGGGGUAUGUCAUUCUAUAAAUUGUACUAAUAGAAGAGUUGGUUUGGGGGUAUGUAAAUACCAAACAUGGUACUGUUAAAGAUUUGUGAGUAUGUCAUUCUAUAUAUUUUACUAAUACAGAAGUAGGGAGUAUGUCAUUGUAUACCUUGUAGGGGCUUUCAAACAUUGUCAAUUUGUGUUUACAUAUUUCAUCAAUAAGUGAAUUGGCAUUAUGUUAUGUUUAUCAUGCAGUUAGCAUGAUGUUCUAUGUUUAUCCUAUGGCGUUUUAUAUCUCAUGUGAUAGAUUAAAUUAGCUGCAGUACGCUAUAAACUAGUAAGUUAGAUUUUUAAAAUGUAGCUCACGCUGUUUACCUGUUUCAUAAUACUUGUAUGAAACUAGACCAGUGCUUUUAAUAAUACGUGUAUGAAAGUGGACCGGUGCUUUUAAUAAUACUUGUAUGAAACUAGACCGGUGCUUUUAAUAAUACUUGUAUGAAACUAGACCGGUGCUUUUAAUAAUACUUGUAUGAAACUAGACCGGUGCUUUUAAUAAUACUUGUAUGAAACUAGACCGGUGCUUUUAAUAAUACUUGUAUGAAACUAGACCGGUGCUUUUAAUAAUACUUGUAUGAAACUAGACCGGUGCUUUUAAUAAUACUUGUAUGAAACUAGACCGGUGCUUUUAAUAAUACUUGUAUGAAACUAGACCGGUGCUUUUAAUAAUACUUGUAUGAAACUAGACCGGUGCUUUUAAUAAUACUUGUAUGAAACUAGACCGGUGCUUUUAAUAAUACUUGUAUGAAACUAGACCGGAGCUUUUAAUAAUACUUGUAUGAAACUAGACCGGUGCUUUUAAUAAUACUUGUAUGAAAGUAGACUGGUGCUUUUAAUGUGCUUUUAAUAAUACUUGUAUGAAACUAGACCAAUGACUUAAAAAAAUACUUCUGUUAUCCCACAAAUAUCAACCUUUUUCUCCAGCUCUGUCUGCCAGUUCAAAUGAGGCUGUGAACUGACAGCAAUAAUUUCAUGUUUCUGAAAAAGUUGGCAUGAAACAAAAUUGUUUUUAUGAGAGUUUUUGCUCUUCUUUAUUGCCGUAGAGAAAACACAGUUAGGAUUAAAGUAUUGAUUAAUAUGAAUACAGUAGUUGGUCAGUUUGAAGAUUGAAGGUCCCUGGUGUUGGCUGCACACACCAUAGUCUUUUUUUUUUGUUUCCUUUAAUUCAACUUUUCAAGCAUGUUCAAACACAUAUCUCUCUAUUUUUUGUAUGGUUUUAUGGUUCUUUCUAACAGUUAAUUAGCAAGAUCUGGCUUAAGCUUUUUCUAGUUCCUCAAAGCUUUUGUACCAUAUCUAGGCAACAUAUGUGUAAUGUAUCAUAAAUGUGUGGGUUAUGAUGUCACUUAUAGAGUUGUAGUUAUUGCUUACACUAUUGAUCCACAUCUACAUACGUCCAUAUUUAUCCAAACAAGUAUCAGAGAACUCAUUGAAUUAGCACCACGACGUUUAUUAACUGAUCAACGUACACAUAAUAAAAUAAUAUCUCUGUAGAUCAAAGCAAAGAGAAAUGUGACAUAUAACUUCUUCCACUUCACAAAAUCAACAUUAAGAUGCUGUUUAAUAACUAGAUGAUCGUGGCAAGAGCUAAUAAAAAAGCUCCAACUGUUACUGUCGAUUCUUCUCUAUCCCAUCAUUCCUUAACUUCCUGUUUUUUUUUACUUAACAAAACAGUACAUUAUUUUACAAAACAAAAUUGAUAUCUAAAUAUUUGAUCUGUGACAAUAUGCAUUAGGGUUGUCACAUCUUUGCAUUAGGGUUGUCACAUCUUUGCAUUAGGGUUGUCACAUCUUUCCCUAACUCACUUUAUAUUUCGAAUGACUAAAUCAGUUUUCCUGUAACUGUGGGACCAUAGGGCCUUUUUACAAAUAAUUUGUGUGUGUUUUCUUUCAAAGGAGGAUGGCAAAGAUGUUGAUAAAGUUGUUGGAAUGAUUAUGAAGGUAAUAAAUAUAAUCACUUUUUGUUAUACAAGUUUUAAAGAAGCUUAUUAAAUCCUAAUCAGAUCAAAAUAAUCAUAAGAUAAAAGCAAUGCCGUAGUUGUAGCACAAAGAUUCAACAUAAUUUAAAAAUAAUUUCUUAAUUUAGCAAUGAAAUGUUUACAUAGAUAAGUCCACCCAUCUCCUGAAUAAUUAUGUAAGAGAAGCUUUGAAAUGCUGACAAAAGUUGACUUUUUUCUCUUAGUUCCUUACAUUUAAAUGUGAAAAAACACUUCAUGAGUUUUCUAUAUUUUUCUUGUUGGGCAUUCUGCAGGUAUCUGCUGUAGUAAGCAGGGAGGAUGAAGCCCAACAAAAGGCUUGUGAGUGUGCAGGUAGGAUAACAAGUUGAGAAUUGUUCAUUUAUGUUAUCAACAGCAAGUGGAGCAUCUCAGCAACAUCACUGAAACUGUCACAGAUUGGGUUGCACCAAUAAGCUAAUUGGCCGACAAGUUAAUUGUCUCCUCUUGCUCAGGAGGCAUGCUGUUGAGAGCCAGUCAUUCGCAGAUGGCACGCAGCUAUACAAGCAUACCCAUCCCUUGCUUGUCGAUUCCGCUGUCCAGACUUUGUGCGGGAGUGCAUUGGUGAUGUCAAGUCAUGGAUGCAGCUUAAUGAUGACAAAACGGAAGCACUUUUCCUUCACAAUCAGCUCCAUCCGCCACUAACUCACAGUUAGCAUAACAAAAAUCCUAGUCUGUGCUCUUGUUCUCUCUGGUCUUGACUAUUGAAUCUCUCUUCUAUCAGGUUCACCAAAACAAUUCAUAGAAAAGCUACAAAAGGCUCAAAACUCAGCUGCUAGACUAGUUCUAAAGGCAAAAAAAAAGUGAUGACGUCACUCCAUUGGCUCCAUAUACAGGCAUGCAUUGAUUACAACAGAUCUGUUUACCCUCAAACUCUUAAAAUCGUACAAUAUCAUCAAAACUUCAUUCAAUACAAUAUCUUAAUAGUAAAAAAAAUAAAUAAUAAUACAUUUUAUUUAAUAUAUACACCUCAAAAUCGUACAUUGUACGCCAAAAUCGUAAGAGUAAACAGGUCUGUUACAAGCUGUCUGUCACAACUUUCUCUCGUAUUCCUGCCCUUCCUAUCUAACCGAACUUCUUUCUUUCUAUUCACCCAUUCGACAGCUUUGUUCCUCCGCAGACACGCAUAUUCUGUCUGUUCCCACAACACGCACUUAAACAUACGGUGAGCGAUCUUUCUCUAUCUGCGCUCUGAACAAAGGAAUUCUCCCCCACUACACAUCCGCAAUAUACCGACCAUACAGGCCUUCAAAUCUGCCCUCAAAACACAUCUCUUUAAACUCUACGAUCCCGACUGAUUCCCCCCUCUGACCUAUAAACGAUGCUGCUGGGCGGCGUCCAUCGCUUGACAUGUAAAAGUUCUGGGGUGGGUGGGGGGAAUAUACAUUUGUUUUUGUUUUGUUUUUUAAUUAAAUAAAUGUAUGUUAUUUUUUAAUAUCAUGAUUAUGUUUGCUGAUAUUUUUAUGUACAGCGGGUUGAGCCCAGCCCUAGGCUGGGGUAACACGCUAUUUAAGAACACUAACAAUAAUAAUAACAAUAAUUGGCAUUGAAACAUUGAUAUAUUAUUAUGUAAUAAUAAAUUGUACUGUGAAAAUGUGUUUUGUAAUUAACUAAGUUAUUUAUCAUAAAAUUUCAUAAUUAGACACAAGCUAAUGUUAAAGUUACCAGGGGGUAAAAAUUAAAAUUAUUAUAAUAAAAUAAGGUGAAUAAUUUCAAGCUCCUCUUUGGUUCUUGUUGGACUCGCACCAAGUGAACAGCCUCUGGUAGCCAACAUGGAAAUGUCAAGUUGAAUUAAAUUGUUCAAGUGAGCAGCCUAUAGAUAAUGUAUUUAACGCUAUUGUGAUGAUAUUGUACGAUUUUUAGAGUUUGAGUGUAAACAGGUCUGCAUUGUGUGCACCAUUAUGACCUUGUGUGCACCUUUAUGCCCUUGUGUUUUCAUUGUUGAUCGGAACACUUGCAUCAGAGGCUAACGUCAUCCAAGAUUUGACACAGCAAUCAACAGGAGAAGCAGUUCCUGGGCUACUGGUGUCAUACAUGAGUUCAUGUCAUUCUUCUUUUUAAAAUUACUGCCAGCUGACAUGUUUGUUCUCACCUCUAUUAAAUGAAGCUGUUUACUUUUUUCCAGACAGACUUCUUCAAAAUCUCUUUCAGCAUGUCAACAAUGCUGGUGCCCUUAUAGCUAAUUCAUUUUUAGUUUUCUUGGGCCUACUUAAGGUGAGUUGGCCUGCUUAAGGUGAGAUUAAAGUAAAUACACGCACUUACAAAAUAUGAAUCUGAAAUUUAAAUUUUAUUUGUACAAUAAUAACCAAAGAAGUCCAUUUUCCUAGUACGAUUAUGUGAAUACGUUAUUGUUUUUUUUUCAUAGGUUUGUUAACUCUUUACCUCUAAUUAAUUUCUGAGAUAAAUGUUAGUUAUGAAUCUAUUGCUCAUAUUUGUGUACUUGUCUCAACCAACUAAAGGGGGAAGACAAGAAAUACAAGCCUCCUGCAAGCAUCACUGGAGCAUUGUUGGUACUGGAGCAUGUGGUUAGACAGCCCUAUUUCCCUAAGCUUGCCAGGGAUAUGAUUCAGAUUUUAAUGAGCAAGUAAGUGAAUUAAUUAAUAAUUUUAUCUGUGAAUGGUCCGGCUAUAUGACUCUUUGACAACUGUGAAUGGUCUGGUUCUAUGACAACUCUGAAUGGUCCAGUUCUAUGACAACUGUGAAUGGUCCAGUUCUAUGACAACUGUGAAUGGUCCAGUUCUAUGGCUCUUUGACAACUGUGAAUGGUCCAGUUCUAUGACAACUGUGAAUGGUCCAGUUCUAUGACAACUGUGAAUUGUCCAGUUCUAUGACAACUGCGAAUGGUCCAGUUCUAUGACAACUGUGAAUGGUCCAGUUCUAUGACAACUGUGAAUGGUCAGAUUCUAUGGCCCUAUGACAACUGUGAAUGGUCAGAUUCUAUGGCCCUAUGACAACUGUGAAUGUUCUUGUUUUAUGGCCCUAUGACAACUGUGAAUGGUCCAGGUCUAUGGCCCUAUGAGCCAACUGUGAUUAAUGUCAUGCCCAUCAUAUUUGCCUCGCAUUUAUAAUCACUAGUAACAACAAAUAAAUACUUUUUAUUCUCAACAGGCCACAUCCUAUACUGGAAAAAUCAUCUGAAGCCAGGCAUAAAUUGUUACAGACCUUAUAUGCAUUUUAAUUAUGGACAUAAAUUAAUUUACUUAUCAACUAGAAAAUAAUAAUUUGGUUAUAAAAUAAUAGUUUUGUUUAUUAUUGCUAUUGUUUCUUGAUAUAUUUUUUUUAAAUUUGAGGUCACAGCUAGAAAAUAGAUUGAUUUAAACAAACAUUUAAAUGUAGGCACUUAAUUAUUAUUCCAUGUUUUCGUCUCAACUCUCUUAGGGUAUGUAUUAAUUAUGAUAAUCUCUGUACCGGGUACUGGUUUUAAUUUUAAGACAUUAAGUGCCAACAUAUUUUAUAGUAUUGUCAGAAAAAUAAGAGGUGAAUAUGGACAAUUUUUACAAUAUAUUAUCUAUUGUAUUUCUUUUAUAGAUAUUUUUUCUUCUGAGAAGGAAAAACAAAUAAAUAUGAUUCAAAUUAGGUCAUAUGUGAUUGAGGUUUGAUUUCUUGAGGCUCGUGUUUGCAAAUUGAUUGUAUUUAAUUUAAAAUAAUCACUUGCGAUAAUUUAAAUUGCUAGUUAAUGUAUUUAAUUUGUUUUAAAUUUCAAUUUAUUCAAAAUUAAAUUGAAACUAAAUUUACAAUAAGUGCUAGUAAUGCUGAGAAAUGGUGUUUUGGCUUUUGAAAACUAUUUUGAUGUUCAUGGAAAAACGGUUGUAUUCCUACAUUUGUUCUAACCUUGUUUAAGUUGGUCCCUCUGAUCCACAUCAAAUAGAUCCUUAGGACACAAGUUGAAUUGAAACAACUUCUUUAAGGAGUUUCAAUGUGGCUAAUCUUUGUUAUUAGUAUUUCUAGUUUAUUUGGGGUUAAAGUUAUCUUAAUAAUAAAAAACAGGAACAGAUAUGUAUUUUGUAUUUUCUCUGCAAAAAGUUUUUAAGAUGUUUUUGUAAAUAUUGUGGCAGAGACACUUAAAUUAUAUUAUUAUCACGACUGGAAUCGUCAGUUAAUGCUUUCUUCCCUAGGUUAUAAAUAUAAUGAAUACCUGUACAAAUAGUUAUUUGAAAUAGAAUUUAUUGUUACCCAAUGCUUCGUUAUCAACCAGUACUAGUACCACUGUUAAGUUUCUCAGUUUCUGAAUCACAUGACAAACUCGUUAUUUUGACAUAUUAUCAUGGAGUGAUGAUAAGUUUUUAUUGACAAUGAAAUGCAUCAAUGCCACUAAAAAGUUUGAGUGUAGCAUUACGCAGACUUACUACCAUGAAAUUACUACAUUGAAACAAAUAAAUAUGUUGAUUAAAUGAUUGAUUUGUUGUCAGUUUAGCACAAUACAUAAUCUUUCUUUUUAAAAAGAAACAAGCAUGCAAUUGGUAAAAUAAUUUCUAACAUUUUACACUGUCAUGAUCUCUAUCAAAUGUUUUUUACAUUUUGAACUUCACAGCAGAAUAUGAUAACUCACUUUUCAUAAUUCUCAAUUUUUGUGGGAUGGAUAGUUUUUUAAAAAUUUCCCAAGAUUAUUUAAUAAUGGUAUG
Messenger RNA from Lymnaea stagnalis (great pond snail), 24608 nucleotides. The record is from the annotation of a GenBank genome assembly. NCBI's taxonomy places the organism in Eukaryota, Metazoa, Mollusca, Gastropoda, Lymnaeidae.